Messenger RNA from Cuculus canorus (common cuckoo), 444 nucleotides. Its product is annotated as cytochrome b-c1 complex subunit 9. The record is from RefSeq and is a predicted model, not a curated record. The coding region runs from base 32 to 220 and encodes 62 amino acids. Gene Ontology annotation, biological process: mitochondrial electron transport, ubiquinol to cytochrome c. The transcript has 2 exons. NCBI's taxonomy places the organism in Eukaryota, Metazoa, Chordata, Aves, Cuculiformes, Cuculidae.
GCGCUGCGCAUGCGCAGAGGGAGCGGCCAAGAUGGCGCUGCUGCGGCAAGCGUACGGGGCGCUGUUCCGCCGCACCUCCACCUUCGCGCUCACCAUCGUCCUGGGCGCCGUCCUCUUCGAGCGCGCCUUCGACCAGGGCGCCGACGCCAUCUUCGAUCACCUGAACGAGGGGAAGCUGUGGAAACACAUCAAGCACAAGUAUGAGCAGAGCGAGGACUGAAGUGCUCAGCAGCAGGACCCAGCCUGGGGUGGCAGGAGAUGCCGCAGAGAAUGGUUUGGCCUCCUGAAACUACUGUGUCAAAAUGGGAAUGGAUUCCUGAUAGAACAACUCCGAGCCAGAUUGUAUCAGCGCCCUAGUGAUGUCACGCACACCUAGAUGGAUUCCGGGAGUUCUGCUGCUGCACGGAAACUCGCGGCGUUAAAAUAAAUGAUUCAUGGUCUGUG